UGAUGGAGCCAACUCUGGAAGGCACAGUCAAGAAAGGGAAGAAGGAAUUUUCAAAGAAGCAUACAGUGGCUGGGUCUCCAGUGGAGGGUCUCCUGCAGCCAGUGAAGCUUAGCCGGGCAGAACUGUACAAGGAACCUACCAGUGAGGAACUGAAUCGCCUUCGGGAGACUGAGAGCCUGUUCCACUCCAGCUUGCUUCGUUUACAGGUAGAGGAGCUACUGAAGGAAGUGAGGCUGUCAGAGAAGAAGAAGGAGCGGAUUGAUGCUUUCCUACGGGAUGUCAACCAGCGGAUCAUGAGGGUGCCCUCAACCCCUGAGACAGAGGUAAGACCAGUGGUAUAGGGCAGUGGAAAGCCCAGGGGAGAUUCUUAGUGGGAGCAUCUGAAACAGGGGCCUUGCUAUUCUCUGGAGAGGUUAGGGUGCUAGGAAGCUUAUUCUCGUUG
Molecule: messenger RNA, 442 nt
Organism: Myotis brandtii (Brandt's bat)
Lineage: Eukaryota; Metazoa; Chordata; Mammalia; Chiroptera; Vespertilionidae
Product: nucleolar protein 6
Exons: 2
Coding region: 3-341 (112 amino acids)
Biological process (GO): rRNA processing; tRNA export from nucleus
Cellular component (GO): small-subunit processome; UTP-C complex; CURI complex
Source: RefSeq, a predicted model, not a curated record